AUGGUCAUUGCUAAUGAUUACGCAACCGCUUCGGCCACCGUCACGAUCCCAGUUGGCAAGAAGACCGAGGCCGCCUCUGUCGCGCCUCGUGUACCCAAGCCAGCCGGCCCGAACAAGCUCUUUGUCCAGCCCGGCGUAAGCUACGGUGACUUCCGCGAUGACAUCGUGAGGGACGGAUAUGCUGUCGUCAAGGGCGCAGUUCCAAGAGAGCGGGCGGAUCAGUACGCCCAAGAGAUGAUGUCGUUCCUAGAGAAUUUCGCCGGAGGUCUCGGCUUCAAACGAGACGACCCCAGCACCGUCAAGGAGUCCAACCUCCCCAUCAUCAGCGAGAAGGGAAUGUGCUUCGGCUACGGCAUCGCCCACGAGAACUUCACCUGGGCCAUCCGCCAGGAGCCCGGAGUCGUCGGGGCGUUUGAAAAGGUCUACGACACCGAGGACUUGAUCGUUUCCUUCGACGCCGUCAACAUGGCCUUCCCCAACCGCACCGACGUCGCGCCCAACAAGCCGUGGCCGCACCAGGACCAGGACCCGGAGAAGCCCGGCUUCCGCUGCCUCCAGGGGCUGGUCAACCUCCUCCCCAACGGCGACCGCGACGGCGGCCUCAUCGUGUGCAAGGGCGCGCACCGCCUCUCCGAGGAGUUCCACGAGGCCUUCCGCGACGGGCCCGACAAGAUCUGGUCCUGGACCAAGGAGUGGUACGGCUUCACGGACGCCGGCAUGAAGUGGCUGGCCGACAAGGGCUGCGAGUGGACCAAGAUCAACGCCGAGCCCGGCGACCUCCUGCUCUGGGACAGCCGCACGCCGCACUACAACCUGAGCCCGGAGGGCGGCUCGCCGCGCUUCUGCGCCUACACGUGCUACAUGCCCGUCGCCGACGCCACUCAGGAGGAUCUGGUCCGCAAGAAGGCGGCGUUCGACAACCUGCAGAGCACGACGCACUGGCCCAACGCUACGCACGUCGGCGGCAUCCCGGUCCUGCGGAACGGCGAGCCGUGCCCUUAUAACAUAGGCAAGCCGAGGCAGGCCCCGGAGCUGACCGAGAGAGGCUUCCUGCUCACCGGUAUUCCUUACAUUCAGAGCGUGCCUAUUGAAUCGUCUUGA
Messenger RNA from Colletotrichum graminicola M1.001, 1101 nucleotides. RefSeq lists its product as uncharacterized. NCBI's taxonomy places the organism in Eukaryota, Fungi, Ascomycota, Sordariomycetes, Glomerellales, Glomerellaceae. The transcript is spliced from 2 exons. The coding region runs from base 1 to 1101 and encodes 366 amino acids. The record is from RefSeq and is a predicted model, not a curated record.